UUUACGAAACAAAAAAAUAUCGUUCAAUGAACCUGCACGUUUUUCAGCAAAAUGGUCACUCCGGAAUAUCUAUCAAAGGACAUUUUAGAAAAGAACUAUGUGCGAUCUUUUUCUCCCUUCCACCAGGUGGAAAUGUUUCUUGGAAUAUGCCGCAUUAACAUCAGGGAUAAGUUCGUCACGCCCCCUACUACUGCACAAAAAAUGUACACUCUAAUAACAGUAAUUUCAGCAUUACCCAUAACUAUAUACGUAGUUAUCACAUUCUACGGAAAGUUUUAUUUCCACAAAGACAUAUACUAUCUCACGGUAGCCACCACGUUUAUAUACUAUAUCGUAUUUUCUUUAAACUCGAUUCAUUUGAGAUUCAUCAACAAUGAUUCGAACACAAAAUUUUAUGUGCAACUUCAAGAAAUCGAUCGUUUGAUGAAAAUAGAUCGGCAUAAUUUGAUGUACAGUUUAAUGUACGUGCAUAAUAUAGUAUCAGUGUGUUUUGGCUUUGGUAUUCUUUCACUGGUAUGUUUCUAUGUCAAUUUUUGGGAUGUUUUUAUGGUGUCCGGGUUAUUCGUUAUAUUCUACAUGAUAGCUAGUUGUACCAUAGCGUGGUUACACUGUGCUAAUCUAAUUAAACACUUUUCUCUUCGACUGCGUUUUAUAAAUGCUGUGUUGAUGAAUUUUUUGAACGGUCCUCUGGUUGAGAAGGGGCGGAAAUUGAUUAUAUUUGAUGUAUCGAAGAAGGACAUGUGUCAGAUGGCCCGGGAAUCGCAUAGGUUUGAAACGAGCUGCGUUGAUGCGUUUGUGACUGCACUUUUCGAUGCUUAUGAAGCGUUCCAAAAUCAUUAUAGAUUUCAAAUUUUUCUAUUUUUCUGCAACUGCUUUCUUCACACGCUGUUGACUUUCGAGAUCAACAUCUUGGCUGCACAAAAAGGGACGUACUCCAUAUUCGACUUCACAGAUCUCCUGCUGAUUCUGGUCCUCAACGUGCUGAUAGCGAUACGGCUGUGCGUGCGCUGCGAGCUGCUGCAGAGGGAAGUGAAGAAGACCAGGCACUUGUGCCUCACAGUUCUGGCGCGGUACGAUGAAGGUAUACUGAUGAUCUCCUGCUGA
Colias croceus (clouded yellow) is the source of this 1104-nucleotide messenger RNA. RefSeq lists its product as uncharacterized. The transcript has 3 exons. The record is from RefSeq and is a predicted model, not a curated record. The coding region runs from base 52 to 1104 and encodes 350 amino acids. Lineage: Eukaryota; Metazoa; Arthropoda; Insecta; Lepidoptera; Pieridae.